AUGGGCCCCGAUGGGAAAAGGCUACCGGCCGUACCGCACAAGAAGCGCUGGUGGAUUCUCGGAGGCGUCGCUGUCCUCCUGGCCGUGCUCGUCGUCGCCAUUGCCGUACCUGUCACGACGCUCCUUGACGACAAGGACAACAACACCACAAAGAGCCCAGAUGGCACGGUGGAGCCUGGGACCGGUCCUGGAGGCAAGGUGCUCACCAGCGGAGGCGACGGCACUAAGAUCAGGAUGGAUAAUGGAACCAUUUUCACCUACUCGAAUCCGUUUGGCGGGACGUGGUCCAGCGACCUCACGGACAACAGCGCAAGAGCUCAGAAUUACACGCCAGCUCUAAAUGCGACGUGGGACUACGCAAAGAACAGGAUUCUCGGUGUCAAUCUCGGUGGUUGGCUGGUCCUGGAGCCCUUCAUCGUUCCCAAUCUCUUUGAGCCGUACGAAAACACGUCGAGUCCCAUCCUCGACGAAUACGGCCUCUCUCAGAAAUGGCAAUCAGAGGGCCAACUGGAACAAAAGAUGCGACAGCACUACGACACUUUUAUCACCGAGUAUGACUUUGCUCUGAUCGCAGGCGCCGGUCUCAACUGGGUCCGACUCCCCCUUGGCUACUGGGCCAUCGAGACGAUGGCGAAUGAGCCGUACCUGCCCAAGGUAUCGUGGGAGUACUUCCUCAAGGCGAUCCAAUGGGCUCGCAAAUAUGGUCUGCGCAUCGAGCUAGACCUGCAUGCCAUGCCAGGCUCCGUCAACAAUUACAACCACGGCGGCAAAUCUGGCGUCCUCAACUUCCUCAACUCGGCGGCUGGUAUGCAGGCCGCUCAGAGGGGCCUCAACUACAUCCGUGUCAUCACCGAGUACAUCUCUCAGCCCGAGAUUGCAAACGUCGUGCCCAUCUUCGGCAUUAUCAACGAGCCGAACACAGGCCUGGGCAUCGGCGUCGAGAACCUCAAGCGCUUCUACUCCGAGGUCUAUCAGGAGGUCCGGAACAUUACGGGGACUGGAGCCGGCAAGGGUCCCAUCAUUGCCCUCAGCGAUGGUUUCGCAGGCUUGAACAACUACCAAGGCUUCCUGAGUCAAGCAGAUCGAGUAGCGUGGGACCAACACGCCUAUGUUGCUUUCACACCACCUUUUCCCGAUCGUACUGGGCUCACGCAGACUGCUUGCAACUACUAUGGCAGUUCGACCGACGGCUAUUUUGUUCAAAAUGGACUGACGAUUGCUGGAGAAUGGUCGCUGGCCACCAAUGAUUGCGGUCUCUAUCUCAAUGGCGUCGGACUCGGCUUCCGAUACGAAAAUUCAGACCAGGCCGACAAGUCGCACCCGCAGUACUUUGGCUCUUGCGUUCCCUUUGACGAUUGGGCAAACUACGACAAUUCGACAAAAGCGGCCAUGAAGCAAGGGGCGCUCGCGCAGAUGGACGCUCUCCGCAACUUCUUCUUCUGGACCUGGAAGAUCGGCGAUAGCUUGCGCACGGGCAAGCCAGUCAAUCCAAACUGGUCCUACCUACUCGGAAUCCAGCAGGGUUGGAUGCCCACGAACCCACAAAAGGAGUCGAACGGCUUCUGUGCCUCGUACCAAAAGCAGAACAGCUCGGCGUCGAUCACCUGGACGGGCUUCACGAGCUGGUCUUCGACAUUUUCAGAUUACAUGACGGGGGCCGCGUCGACGUACAACCCCCAGACACAGACUUUUGCCUGGCCGCCAACGUCGAUGUCGACGGGUAUUGCGUCGAACAGCAACGUUGGAAGCACACCUGUCUCGGCGAUUCCGAGUUAUACGGCCACGGGCACCCCUCUGUCAGCUGGAACUCCGACGGUGUCUGCGUCCAUCAGCGGCGAAGCGACGCCCACGCUCAAUCCCUGGGCCAACAAUUCAAAGGCCGCACCGGCCUAUGCCGCGAUCAACGGGUGCGGCUACUACAUGGACAUUUUUAACGUGCAAAACAGCGACAAUGUCGGCCAGUGGCCUUGCGCAGGCAGUGCACCGUCAAAGAGGAGCCCACAGCCAAUGCCUACGCCCGUCGCUUCGCCGAACCCUGGGCCAGCAGCACCUGCCUCAACACCAGCGCCGCGACGGAGGUGA
Acaromyces ingoldii is the source of this 2082-nucleotide messenger RNA. RefSeq names its product glycoside hydrolase. Gene Ontology annotation, molecular function: beta-glucosidase activity. Gene Ontology annotation, cellular component: cell surface; extracellular region. The transcript has 3 exons. Gene Ontology annotation, biological process: glucan catabolic process. The coding region runs from base 1 to 2082 and encodes 693 amino acids. The record is from RefSeq and is a predicted model, not a curated record. Lineage: Eukaryota; Fungi; Basidiomycota; Exobasidiomycetes; Exobasidiales; Cryptobasidiaceae.